Molecule: messenger RNA, 1423 nt
Organism: Belonocnema kinseyi
Lineage: Eukaryota; Metazoa; Arthropoda; Insecta; Hymenoptera; Cynipidae
Product: lipase 3-like
Exons: 8
Coding region: 190-1401 (403 amino acids)
Biological process (GO): lipid metabolic process
Molecular function (GO): hydrolase activity, acting on ester bonds
Source: RefSeq, a predicted model, not a curated record
UACUAGACAUGUACUACACAACUGUUCCAUACAAGACAGUUCGUUAACGCCGAAUGUCGUUUGCUCAGUCAUACCUUAUUGCAUUCCUUAAUUUGGUUUUACUUACUUUUUUAUAAGUUAAACCGUUUAUAUUAAAAUCACCUAAUUAAGCUAAAUCUGUCAAAAUUUAAUUUAUUUUGUAAUCGCAAAAUGAAUAUCUUUGCUGUACUGCUACUACUUACUCAUGUAAGUAUUAUUCUAGUGUCGAGGGUUCCUCAAGACAUAAACAAGAAAAUUAGACAAAUGAUUACUGAUGAUGGUUACCCGUUUGAGGAAUAUGAUUUGAAAACGCAAGAUGGUUAUUUUCUUAAAAUUCAUCGUAUACCAAGCGGGAAUGGAGAAAAAAUUAAUAGAAUCCAAGAAAAUAAGCCUAUUGCUUACCUCGUCCAUGCCCUUUUACAAAGUUCCAUAGAUUGGGUUUCUACUGGACAAAAUGUAUCCUUAGCAUAUCUGCUUGCUGACAAAGGAUUUGACGUGUGGUUGGGAAAUAAUCGAGGAACCAUUUUUUCCCAAAAGCAUCAAACUUACUCAACAACGAGUUCCAGUUUCUGGAACUUUAGUUGGCACGAAAGUGGUGUUAUUGACAUGCCCGAAACAAUAGACUUCAUUUUGAAUCAGACUGGAAAAAGUGAACUUUUUUUAGUAUGUUAUUCCCAGGCAUGUACUGAGCUAGUUGUCAUGGGAUCUCUGAAACCUGAAUACAAUAAGAAAAUAACUUUAGCUCUGAACAUGGCACCGCCUGUUUUUUUUGGGCAUAGUAAAGGACUUGGAUGGUUGAUAAUAAGGACUCUCGAUCAUUUAAUCUCACGGAACCAUGAUAAUGUUGCAAAUCACUUCGGCUUAACAGUGACACCCUCCAUGGUAUAUAUUUAUACCCUUCUUUUUAAAGAUAGAAGAUCAGCAUUUCGUAUUAUCGGCCUUAUAAAGAAUAUUUUUGGAAUCGACUCCAAUGGUGUAGAUUUGGAAGUUCUAAAAAAAGAAGUCUCAUACAUUCCUGGAGGAUGUUCUACAAAGCAAUUUCUGCACUACAAUUUCGGUAGAAAUCAUCCAGGUACUUUUCGUCAAUAUGAUUAUGGAAAAAGUGAAAAUAUGAAAAUAUAUAACUCAACAAUUCCUCCAGACUAUCCCCUGGAAAAAGUGACUAUACCCAUAGCCAUUUUUCAAGGGCUUCAAGAUUUUUUAGUUUCUCCGAAAGACAUUGAAACGCUAGUAAGAAAACUUCCAAAUGUUGUGUAUAGAAAAAAGUUCAAGAAAUUUAAUCACCUUAGUUUUACUAUAACCAGGGGAAUAAGAACACUCGUUUACGAAAAAAUUGCAGAUCUGUUUAUGAAUUACGGAAGAAUUAAAACUUGUCACAAGUAAAAACAAAUUAAACUGUUUUGUU